Messenger RNA from Rattus norvegicus (Norway rat), 711 nucleotides. It is a transcript of the gene Fam180b, whose product is annotated as family with sequence similarity 180 member B. NCBI's taxonomy places the organism in Eukaryota, Metazoa, Chordata, Mammalia, Rodentia, Muridae. The record is from RefSeq and is a predicted model, not a curated record.
AUGUAUGUAUGUGCAUUUGAAAUAGGAGAGGAGGUGGUAUCCAUGCACUUUUCUGCUAAAGGUGUCCUCUGGACAGCAGAAGGGCACAUCUGGGAGGCUAGGUGUCAAGAGGGGAGUUCAGUAAGGAUCUCAUUCCACUCUACUGCCCUAGGGCAGUCCAUGGACAGCACCAUUGAAGGAGGUGGCCUGCAGACUGAGAACAUGGAAGUGAUGUUUCUUGUCAUUUCUCCUAGCCCGAACCAUGGGGUUGGAGGGUCCAGGCAUCCCAAGUUUAGGGUUCUGAAGGGGGCUGUCUACGAAGGCUGCUGUAGGCUGGGCUGGAACUGGACCACACAUGUAGGCCGCUGACUCAGGCUCCUCCUGCAGCAUCGCAUGCCCAGGGAUUUGGAGUGUGCUCAGUAAUGGCUGUGGCAACUCCAUGAUCUUCAGAAAGGGCCUCUCCUUAAUCCUUGGGUUUUCAAGCAUUUGUUCCUUACAGGCUUGUCCUGUGUCUAUUGAUUGCACAGGGCUAGUAAGGCUGAGGAAUGGGGUUGGUUCUUUGCUCUCCUGGUACAGGAAACACUCUGGGACCUGUGCAAGGAUUUCUGUCCCCAGGGCCAGCACCCUUCUUUGGGGUCCCGGGCCUCCAUCGUUGACCGAUCCCCUGACCCUUCCCUUUCACUUGACAUUUUCUCUUCUCCCUUUCCCAUCCUGGGCAAGUGCUCUAUCUAG